AUGAAAGCUAGACAGAUCCCCACAAGCGAGACCUCUCGAGACUGCAUCCCCCGUCCACGCCUCCGUGCCUCGGGGCGCAGCAACUCCGAGCAGCCAAUCUUCAAGUUGCGAGGCGGUCGGAGAGGGAGCUUGCAGAAAUACCGCCCUCGCAUACCCAACCAAUCCGAGCUGAACACGGACGGGGACGGAAAGGACGGCAGUGGCGAGACAAAUAGCAAAUACUCUCGCCAUCCAGCUUCCUCCCCGGCGUCGGAGCACACCUCUAGUAGUCGGCGGCAUCAUCCCGCAACCAACACCGACGAUGCGGCCACGGCGUCUUGGGCGUCCAUGCCCAAGAAACGGCAGCUGGCCCUCCUCGCGUUUGCGCGGCUGUGCGAAACUGCCGUAAACUCCAGCAUGCAGAGCUACAUCUUCUUCCAGCUGCGAUCCUUCAAGCUGUCCGACGGCUCGGUACCGGGCCAUGCCGCCUUGGCAUUCCAAGUGUCCGUCCUCAACGCCGUCGUCGCCGGCCCGCAGCUCUUCACGUCGAUCCUGUGGGGCAGACUGGCCGACUCCCCUCAUAUAGGACGCAAGUGUGUUGUCCUGGUUAGUCUCUUUGGGACCGGUGUCGGCAGUCUGGGGAUGGGCUUUGCAAAUAGCUUCAUGGCAGUUGCGUUCUGGCGGUUUCUGGUCGGCUUGGUCAACGGCAACCGAGGCGUGAUGCGCACCAUGGUCAAGGAGAUUGGCGGGGAUGAGUUCGAGUCGCGUGCCGUUUUGCUGCUGCCAAUGGCCUUGAACGUCGGAACAGUCGUUGGCCCUUUGCUCGGAGGGUUUCUGGCGGAUCCGGCAGCGUCUCAUCCGCGGCCGUUGCAGACCGAGGGUUUCCUACGCGGCAGCAAUGCGGCGCAGUGGCUUCUGAAAUGGCCCUUUGCUCUGCCGAACGUGUUCAACGGAACAUGUAUGAUUGCAUGCGCGGCAUUGUUGACUUUCGGCCUAGAAGAGACGCUCAAAGGGGCCAGGGUCCGGCCGGGAUAUAUCUUGGGCAAGUGGGCAAAGAAUCUCUUUCGGCAAAGGUCCCAACCAUGCUAUACAGCGCUCACAGAAGACGCCGGGCUGGCCAGUCGUGCUUCACGGGGAAAACCCGGUCCAUGCAUCCGCGUGUGGACGCCACGCCUGGCAACAACGCUUCUCGCUCGCGGACUGAUGAUGAUGCACAUCGGCGCCUACCCGUCGCUUCUCCUGGCCUUCAUCUCCACGCCUCGCUACGACGCAUCGAGCAGCUUCGCAACGGGGGAUCAGACCGACGCAAUGGCCAAGGCGUCUCUGCCGGUGCCGCCCAACUACCACCCGAGUGCACCAUUCGUUUUCACCGGCGGGCUCUCUUUCAAGCCGAGCGGCAUCGCCCUGGCCCUCUCCAUCCGAGGCAUCGGCGGCCUCGUCCUGCAGCUCCUAUUGUUCCCAGCCCUGAAGAACGCACUCGGCACCAUCAGGCUAUACCGCUACUCGCUGCUGCUCUUCCCGCUAUCCUACUUGCUCACGCCAUACCUGGCCGUCAUUUCAUCGUCCACGUCGCCGCCUUUGCCGGCAGCCGGUGUUCUGCUAUGGAUCGCCAUGGCGCUUGUCCUGACGAUCCAGACCGUGGCCCGCUCCUUCGCUCUCCCCGCGGCCGCCAUGCUGCUCAACGCCGCAAGCCCGGAUCCGUCUGCGCUCGGCACCGUCAACGGCAUCGGCCAGAGCGUCUCGGCGGCGGCCAAAGCAGUGGGCCCGUUGCUGGCUGGCUGGCUGUACGGCGUGGGACUCAGCUACGGUCUUGUCGGCGCUGCUUGGUGGGCUCUGGCCGCGGUGGCCGUGUCGGCUGCCGUGGCUGGCGGCUGGGCCACGGCGGAAGAGGGCGUCGAAAGCGUUCAGGGGGAGAAGCGCAAAGCUCAGGGCAGCAGAAAGCAUUGGUAA
Molecule: messenger RNA, 1929 nt
Organism: Hirsutella rhossiliensis
Lineage: Eukaryota; Fungi; Ascomycota; Sordariomycetes; Hypocreales; Ophiocordycipitaceae
Product: major facilitator superfamily domain-containing protein
Exons: 1
Coding region: 1-1929 (642 amino acids)
Biological process (GO): transmembrane transport
Molecular function (GO): transmembrane transporter activity
Source: RefSeq, a predicted model, not a curated record